Molecule: messenger RNA, 7943 nt
Organism: Loxodonta africana (African savanna elephant)
Lineage: Eukaryota; Metazoa; Chordata; Mammalia; Proboscidea; Elephantidae
Gene: BCL2L13
Product: BCL2 like 13
Exons: 7
Coding region: 500-1906 (468 amino acids)
Biological process (GO): regulation of apoptotic process; apoptotic process
Cellular component (GO): membrane; mitochondrion
Source: RefSeq, a predicted model, not a curated record
GGCGAGGGCGCCUCCGAAAUCCCAUGGAUCAUAGAUUUGAGCGACUCCCGGGAAGAGCGAGCUAGAAAGGGUCUGCUCUUCCGGGUCAGGUCUGCGCGAAGAAACUCCAGAUCUCAGUUGUCCCAGCUUCCGUUUGGGAGAACAGAACCGCCCCCUUCCCGCGCUCCUCGGCGUCCCGGGCCCGCCCUGACGCUGGCGGUGACGGAUGGCGGCGGCGGUAGAUUAGGGCCGUGGGUCAAAGCAGGCACAGCCGCUGGGGGACCCUGUCGGAAGCAACUGCCGCUGUCGCCGCCACUUUCAUCUCUUCUGGGGCAGGGGCCAGGGCCAGGUGAGGGGAGUGGGGUUCUGGGCACGCAGAGCUGGGCUAGGAGGCGGUUUCACCUCCGUAGGACGGUGUCCAGAGACUGUGCCGACCCCACCGGCUCCCCAGUGGUCCCAGCGAAGCGUGAGUUUUAUACACCUGUAAGUAGACCUCUUUGGAGUUCUGCCAGCCAACUCAAUGGCGUCCUCUACUGCUGUGCCUCUAGGAUUUCACUAUGAAACAAAGUAUGUUGUUCUCAGCUACUUGGGACUCUUCUCUCAGGAGAAGCUGCGGGAGCAGCAUCUUUCCUCAUCCCAAGGGCCUCAGCUAGAUAUAGCUUCACAAUCUCUGGAUCAAGAAGUUCAAUUAAAAGUUAAAACUGAAAUUGAAGAAGAGCUGAAGUCUUUGGACAAAGAAAUUUCUGAAGCCUUCACCAGCACAGGCUUUGACCGUCAUACUUCUCCAGUGUUCAGCCCUGCUAACCCAGAAAGCUCAAUAGAAGACUGCUUGGCCCAUCUUGGACGGAAAGUGUCCCAGGAACUGAAAGAGCCUCUGCAUAAAGCAUUGCAAAUGCUCCUCAGCCAGCCAGUGACAUAUCAGGCUUAUCGGGAAUGUACACUGGAGACUGCAGUUCAUGCCAGCGGCUGGAAUAAGAUUUUGGUGCCUCUGGUUUUGCUACGACAAAUGCUUUUGGAGUUGACAAGACGUGGUCAAGAGCCCUUGAGUGCACUGCUACAGUUUGGUGUGACUUAUCUGGAGGACCAUGCAGCAGAGUACAUCAUUCAGCAAGGUGGCUGGGGCACUGUUUUUAAUCUCGAGUCAGAGGAGGAGGAGUACCCUGGAGUCAUUGCAGAAGAUAGCAAUGACAUUUAUAUCCUGCCCAGUGACAACUCUGGACAAAUCAGUCCUCCAGAGUCUCCAACUGUGACCACUUCUUGGCAAUCAGAGAGCUUACCUGUCUCCCUGUCAGCCAGCCAGAGUUGGCACGCUGAAAGCCUGCCAGUGUCCUUAGGUCCUGAGUCCUGGCAGCAGAUUGCCAUGGAUCCUGAAGAAGUCAAAAGCUUAGAUAGCAAUGAAGCUGGAGAGAAGAGUGAGAACAACUCUUCGAAUUCUGACAUUGUGCACGUGGAGAAAGAAGAAAUCCCCGAGAGUGUGCAAGAGGCUGCUGCAGCUUCUGCAGGCUUGCCGGCCAGGGAGCUGCAAGAGGCAUUCUCCGAAACCCCAGCCCCUUUGCUUCCACAUAUCACUGCCACUUCCAUGCUGGAGACAAGGGAACCUGACGCAGAAGUGGUUGCAGUUGAGAAAACCAGCCCUGCUACAUCUUUGUUUGUAGAGCUUGAUGAAGAAGAGGUGAAGGCAGCAACAACUGAAGCUGUUAAACUGGAGGAGGAGGUGGUCCCUGCACUGGAGCCCACAAAAACACUGCUGAGCAAAGGGGAGAGAAGUGUCAGGAAAGAGAGUCUUAGAGCAGAGUCCUCCCUGGCUAGAGAAGAGAAGGUCAUCCCACUGUCUGAGGGCAAGUCUAUACUGCUGUUUGGAGGGGCCGCUGCUGUUGCCAUUCUAGCAGUGGCAGUUGGGGUAGCACUGGCUCUGAGAAAGAAAUAGCAGGAUUUCCAGAAGAGAAAGAAGACAAAAAGGAUCUAAGUUUUAGUUGUACUGAUAGGAAUUUGAACCGCCCUUCAGGAGCUGAUUGGACAUUUAUGGAACACUCUGGGAUAAUGGAGACUUCCAUCAAACAAAGCAAGGGGAUUGAUCCAUACUUUAGGGCUUGAGGUAAAGGGAGUUUGUGUUUGUCUGAUCAUAGGUUGCAGGGGUUUGGGCUCAUGCUAGACUGAGAAUCAUGUGAGUGAAGUACUCCCUCUAGGACAAGGUCUCUCAACCUUGACAUUACCGACAUUUUGACAAUUCUUUGUUCUAAGAGGCUGUCCUGUGCAUUAUAGGAUAUUUAGCAACAUCCCUGGCUUCUACCCACUAGAUGCCAGUAGUACCCUCCCCCUAGUUAAGUCAACCAAAACAUCUCCAGAUAUUGCCAAAUGUCCCCUGGGGGGCAAAAUUUUCCCAUUGAGAGCUACUGCUCUAGAGGGAGAGGGUUAAUUUAGGAGAACCUGGGAGAGAAAUUCCUAGGCAAGAGGGCUUAGCUGUGGGCUCUUCAGCUACUGACUUGUCAGCUCUUCAUCCCCUUGUAAUUUCGUCUUUCCUAAUGAGCAGGUGGAAUUUUGCAGCCACUCCUUUUGGCCCUUUUUCUCUUCCCACCUUUGUAGUCCUGUAGCAUGAGGGCAUUCUCCCUUAUGUCUCAGCUGCCUCAGGUACUGCACUGCUCCUCUUCACCCCAUGUUCCUUCUGAGAUCCCGUGGGAGUGCUUGCUCUGUACUUCUGCUCAGACCCACCUUGUAAAGAUGCUGCCUUUAGGAAUCUUUUAAAAAAAUUAAAUUUAAAAAUAGAAUAAAAGAGACCUAAGGUUUCCUGCCUACGAGUGCCAAGGGUAAAUAACCCUGGCCAGAGAAAGGCAUUUGUCUUGUGUAGAGGCAGGAGGAUGGCCUAAAUGACCUAUUCAGGUCUCUUCUCGCCCUUUUUGUCUGUGGUCACCCCACUUACCUUAUGGUUACGUGCCAGCCAGCAGUGUUUGUGUUGUUGGAUGGUCACUGCCUAUGACCCUGAACUAGUAUGCUUUUAUCUGGCCUCAGUCUGACUACUAGUCAUCCAGCGCCUCUGUGGGUCUUUUGCCAUGUAGUAAGGAUUUCCAGACUUGGGCUUACAGAACCAUCUGAAUCAUAAUUCUUAUUAAACACAGAAAGUCUCCUAAGUAUCAUCAAAAUAAAAGUGGGAAAAGAGAGGCUUCCAUUUCAAAACUGAGGCUACCCUCAAAAUUCUAGUCUGGCUUUCAGAGUUCAAGAACAGAACCCUCUUAGUCUGAACUCUUCACAGCCCAUAUGCCAGAGUGAUAGACCAGAAUGAUCCCAGUCAGUGUAUGCUAGUUGUGAGUCGGCAUACUUUUCUCUCAUCCCGCCAACCUCUUGUCCCUAAAGGAGGGGUGGAGCUGUGUCCUUUCAUGCCUGAGGACCCAGUGUCACUAUGGAGGGCAUACAUACUAGGUACAGAAAGUCAUCUCGGAUUUAUCGCAGUAAAUGUAACAAAUUACUUUUUAGGUCCUGAAGUUUAUAAUAAAAUUACUUUACCUUCCCUGAUCACCCAAACUUGAUGUUUUAAAUGUGCUUUCUUUUUGACAUUUGUUUUAUUAUUUUUUUUUUUAAUUAAACCUUCCCCAUUAAAAAAAAAAAACCCACUGUCGUCGAGUCCGUUCUGACUCAGCGACCCCAUAGGACAGGGUAAAGCUGCUGCAUAGGGUUUCCAAGACUGUAAAUCUUUAUGGAAGUAGACUGCCACAUCUUUCUCCUGAGGAGCAGCUGGUGGGUUCAAACCGUCGACCUUUUGGUUAGCAGAUGAGCGCUAUAACCAUUGUGCCACCAGGGCUCUUUCUCCCUAAAGCAAUACUAUUUAAAAGGUGGUAAAAAAAAAAAAAAAAAAGAUCUGAAAGUAUGUUUGUGUGUCUGUUACAGCUCAACGAUGCAAUGUAUCUUUAUGUUCUGAGUUUUAGUGCCCCAUUUUGGGAGUGAUGGUUUUAAGGGCUUGGGUGCACCUUGGUUAAUAGCUAGAGGUGAGGGAAAAAAUGGUAUUAGUGAAGUAAAGAACCUUUUUUCCCUUUGGCGUGCAUUUUAAUCGCUAUUCAUAUAGGUUAAUAGCUGAGAAAACUGGUAUGUUAUUUUUUUUCCUUGAAAAAUAAAUAUAUUCCUUCCAGUGUUGAACACUUUUAAACCCUGGACCUCAAACCCGCUGACAGUCGCUAAGCACAUUUAAGCACUGUUAGAAGCCGGGUUCGUUUCUGAGCUGCAAAAAUGACAUCUUCAGCUUAGGAUAUCUGGGACUGUUUUCCACAAAAGGAAAGAAUAUAAGGCAGUACGAUAUUGAUGGUGAUGCUUGCUGCGUUAUUUCCCCACCUGUCGAACAUUACCCCGAACUAUUCUGGCCAGUUGUAUCUUGCUGGGUAGUGGCAAACACCCCUCUCCACUGGCUUUCUCCAGACAGGCUCUUCCGUGAGACCAGUUGCUGUCGAGAGAACCAUGCUCCACAGGGUUUUCAGUGGCUAAGUUUUUCAAACGUAGAUCACCAGGACUUUCUUCCAAGGUGCCUCUGGGUGGACUCAAACCUCCAGCCUUUCAGUUAGCAGCUGAAUGUGUCAGCCGAUCUUCCGAAGUUCCCGAGUAAUGGGAUAGGUCAGUGUCCUCAUUCCUCCUCAUUUCCUUCCCCUCUGCCUCUGGCAGCGGACAGGCUUAGCCCUAAUGAGGGCUGCUGCUUACAGUAGCUCCUGGUUGUUGCUCUUUUAAAAACUUAUUCCUCGGCUUCCUGCCCCCUUUUUUGGUGGGGGUUGGUAGUAGGAGGCUAUUCAUUCUUGCCCCCUGAUUUGUAUAGCAUCUAAAUCUAAGGUAAAGGAAAGAUUAGAAUAAAUCCAACUUGUUUAUGGAACUCAAAUGUCAGAAUUAAGAAUUUCAUUUCCUGUUUAUUAUUCCUUAGUCUUUGAACUACUGAGGAAAAGUUUUAUUGGUAAGUUCCCUAGAACUCUUCUUUACUGCUUUAUUGAAUGUAGUGAUUUCUGAUCACUUGGCAAGAAGCCAGUGAAGGUCUCUUGAGAAGAAUACCAGAACUAAAGAAUGCCAAUUUAUCAUGUAUCUUCUCUGUACUAAAGUGAUAAUAUUCUGGGCCUACAGAAAUCAGCCAGUGCCUACAGUGUGCCUUAGCGGGGUCUCUCCUGAUCACCCGUGCCCUUUAGAGAGCUUUCUAAUAAAGAAAUGCAACUGUCGACCUUCUGGUUCCCACAUUCUCCACCCAAAGGCAUCCCUGAUACCUCCUCUUGCCUCUAUUUCUGACCCGUCUGUUACAUCAAAUACAGCCACUACCUAGGCUUGUCCUGAGGGGCAUAAGCAGUAAAUCCAGAAACAUAGCUACCGUUAAUUUCCUAUGGAAAUUCAUUUUCUCAGCCUUUGUGCUAAUGUCCUGUACUAAUAUAAAAGCAAUGCCUGCUCCUUGCCUUUUUCUCUAAAGGCAUGUCACGAGAACAGAUAUACUACACAUAGAAUUUCUUCAAUUAUUUUGAGAUGUUUCACAGAAAUGAAAGGUAUUAUGGGUAAGAAUUUUGUUUCCUUCUUUUUAUCAUGUCUUUUCACACAAACUUAUCUCUCAAAGAAUCUGAGGUGGUGAUCACAUUCAUUCAUUGUAGGCUAUCUGAUCGUUUAUAAAACCAACUUAAAGCCGCCAGACUAAUUCACCCACAGGCAUUAUCUCAUUUAGUCUCAGCAACACACUUGAUGCCAGAAAAGUGUUUCCUCUUCCCUGGAAUAACAAGAUCUGUCAUUAGUGAUAACUCCUGUUAAACCAUUCAUCAAUGAGAAGGUUCAGCUGGGAUUGGUUAGAGUUUUGGGUGCGUAUUUUUUCCAUAUUAGAAUAUCCUUUUCCCAAAAGUCCUUUGUGUAAAUAAUAUUUUUAUCAAAUAUUAAUUGGGCAUUUGCAGUGUAUCAGAGAUUGUUCUAGUUCUGUCACAUACCUAAUUUCACCUUCAUAGCUCUAGUAAAAACCAAACCAAACCUGCUGCCAUUGAUUCCAACUCAUAGCAUCCCUAUAGGACAGAGUAGAACUGCCCCGUAGGGUUUCCAAGCAGUGGCUGGUAGAUUCGAACUGCUGACCUCUUGGUUAGUAGCUGUAGCUCUUAACCACUGCACCACCAGGACUCUGUAGCUUUAAUAGCUAUUGAUACUCCUUUUAUUCCGACUUUACAGGUUGAGGAAACCUAAUUAUAGUUUAUUAACUUUUCCAAAGUCUUUUAGCAUGAGAAGCAAGGCAAUGAUUUGAAUUUUUCUGACUCCAAGUCUAGUGCUUUUUCCCGUUGUUACCAGUUAUUUCUGUGACCCUGCAAAGCACCGUUGGCGCCCUGUGCUCCACUUACCACACCCUGUGCCCUAAUGUAGGUCUACCUGGGUCUCACCUGGGAGGAGCGCCAUCAAGUUUGUACGGAAGUACUGUAGGGUUCAAUGGCAGCUCUCGAGUAUGUUAUUGUACAGAAAAAUGGGAGUGAACGUUUUGUUUAGGGCUGUUUCCAACUUCUGAUGGUACCAGCUGUUUUCUCUAGAUAGCGAAUGAGAUGCCUUUUAGUUAGAGAAUUAACAGUUACCCCUGGUACAGAUCUUUUCAUUAGCUUUUCUUGGUUAAUGCGUUAAAUGUUUUUGCUUUUUAAUAGGAUUAGGCAGUCUGGCACGGGAACCACCACCGAGUGCGAAGUGAGGCAAUUGAAGGCAGCACCAUGACACUUUUCUUUUCCCUCUUCCCUUUCUCCUAACGUGUUCCCUUCUGUUCCUCCUCUCCUGCCUAUGCCUUGAACCUGGAGUGGAAAUGUGGGGCCCAGAGGGGGGUUCCCCUAGAACAAGUGAUACCUCUAGGCAUCACUUGGCCUCUAGAUACUCAAAGAGGUCACUGACUCAGUAAGGAGGGUUGACUAGACAAAGCCACAGGCACAGCUUGUUCAGAAACUGGCAGUAGGUGACUUCCAGUGAAAGAUCACGUACAGCAUUCCCCACUACCCUGAGGAAUGUAAAAUCGAUAGUAGCCUUGGCUAUAGAAUACUGAUUUCUCAAAAUUUAGUAUUUUAGUUAGCUCAGAUAUAAAGCUCCAUGGAGUUGGAAACCAUCAAUUCUGUCUUCCCACAAGACUAAACCUCAGCCUGUAUCGUCAUGUUCAGUGGAUUAAAACCAUCAGGGUCCUUCACAUGUUUGUUCACAGAGUCCUAGCCAGGCAGCUGCUUCAUAGUUAGCUCAGGUUGGAAUUGUUCUCAGGGAUAUUUGCAAGGCCUUGUAGUAAGUUAAAAAGUAGCAGCAGGGUCAAGGUGAUUCUUACCCUGUUCUCACUUCUAAGUGGAAGAUUUUAAAGUGAUAACCACUCACUUUAGUGAGUAUUCUUUGCACCAUUGGAAGAAAUUGGUUAAUACACAGUUUAGAACAAAAGUUCUGACAUUUUAGGAUUAGUUUAUUGCCUCCUUCCCCAGAAAUAAAGGAAGUUGAAGUACAAUCUCCCUGUUACAGAAUCUGGAAUAACUCAGUUCUGUUGAGUUCUAGCAAGAGAACUGUAUUAUGUAGAUCGUUCCUGGGCCUGCACUAAAGAAAAUAAUUUUUUUCUUACACUUGCAUUUUUCCUGCUGUUGUCUUCCACUUCUUUCUUCAGAUUAAAAGUGCCUCUUCCUAACUCGUUACUCAACUGAGUUCAGUUAUUGGUUCUAGUGCUCUCAGAAAUACUGGAAUCAAAUGGAAAUUUUGAUAAUGUAGUUAAUACAACUAUUUCACUUAAGCAAUAUGUAUCCCCCUUUUCUGUUUAAGUACCAUUAGCUCUUCUUGUUACAGUUCUGAUUUGCCGAAUUUAUUAUCGUGGAUUAGUCUGGCUCCUUUUGCCUCCUGCUUGCCUGCCUUUUGACCAUUCUACUCUUCAUGAGAGGGAAGAAACCCAGAAGAAUAAAAAUUCGAAUCUAUGAAUUGUGCUUUCUGUUAGAAGCAAUGUAUUGGGGAAACCACAUUGGAGGUUGUAAUAAAAUGAGAUUUGAAGAUAA